AAACAAACAUUUGUCUUAAAUCUACUUUCAAGAUGAUGCCAAUGAUGCAUUUAAGUACAAGUGACGAAGAUUUGGAAGAAUUGAACGAAUUGUUUGAAGUUCCAAAAAAUGAGAACUUUUGUGAGGAAACUGUGCCCCAAUUCAUCGAUCAACGGUUUUUUGGGAAUUUUAGGAUAAGCAGGGAAGUAGCAACCCAAUUAUCAAACAGAUAUCAAGCUUCGCAAUAUUAUCACUACCAAAAAGGUGACUCUGAAAAAAUUAGCCCUUUUAAAACAGUUGUGGCCAUUUUUUUGGUAUGCAAACAAUGAAGCUGCAAGUUUAAGUGAUGUAUCUGACCGGUUUGGGAUUACUAUUAGCUCUCUUCAUAAAAUUGUGAAGAGAUUUACGUAUUUUUUAUCCAAUUUGUCUGCGGAAUUUAUAAAAUGGCCAACUAACGAAGAGAAAAUUCAAAUUGAAAGCCACUUUAGGCAAGGCGAAUUUCCUGGCAUUAUUGGCGUCAUUGACGGUAUACACAUUGGAAUUGACAAGCCACAGGAUGAUCCAGAUUCAUACCUUAACAGGAAGCACUGUUUUUCGAUCCAGGGAUAUAUUGGUCGGAUACCCAGGAGCCGUUCAUGACAGUCGAGUGUUUCGGACAUCACCAUUAUUUGGAACACUUCAAGAAAAAUGUGGAAACCACUUUAUUAUUGGAGACAGUGGUUACCCUUGUUUACAAUAUUGCCUAACUCCAUUUCAAGAUAGAGGUAAUUUGACUCGUCGCCAAAGAAAUUACAAUUAUCUUCUAUUUCCACCAGCACCAGAAGCACAGAAUGAAGUAAUUGCUGGACAAGUAGGGCGAGAUGCAGGAAAUGAAAAUCAGGAUGUACAAACUGGGAUAACAAAAAGAAAUGAAGUAAUGAAUAGCUUAAAUUUCGUAAUUUAGUAUGUAAUGUGUAUGUAUGUUUAACAAAAG
Molecule: messenger RNA, 952 nt
Organism: Acanthoscelides obtectus
Lineage: Eukaryota; Metazoa; Arthropoda; Insecta; Coleoptera; Chrysomelidae
Source: the annotation of a GenBank genome assembly